AUGGAGGUGAUGCCACCGACAUCCUCCUCGACUUCGCUUGUGCCUGUCGUGGUUUUCUCAUUCUAUAAGUUUUCUACCAGGCAUUGGUUACGCUCCCGCCAGGCUCUUUUUUCCUCCAGUAUGGCUCUUGAGUCAGUCGUUUCUCGCCUUGGUACCUCAGUCUCUAUUAACUCAAACGAGGCUUCGCUAGCAUCCUCGUUGCCAAACUGCUUUUGGUCGUUCUUCUGUCAUGAGUCUACCUUUUUUACUAGGUUGGCGUGA
This is a messenger RNA of Prunus armeniaca (apricot), 261 nucleotides long. NCBI's taxonomy places the organism in Eukaryota, Viridiplantae, Streptophyta, Magnoliopsida, Rosales, Rosaceae. The record is from the annotation of a GenBank genome assembly.